AUGGCCGAUUCAUACAGUUCCCAUUCUUCCUACACUCCACCGACCCUGGAUGGAGUUGGUUCUUAUCCUCCAGAUGAACAACAGCAUCAAUUUCAUCAACCACCUUCUGCAGACUAUCCGUAUUCACGGCCAGGACCUGGCCUAGAUCCGAGUUAUGGCUAUGCACCGCAGCCCCUGGGCGGACCGAGUCCCAGUCCCCAUCUUGAUCCAAACCACCUUUCAUCCGCGCCUUAUCAGGGUGCCACGCCGGAACGAAUUCAUACGUCGACCGCACAAGCAAAUUACAGGGCCCCGGUAUACACGGCAGAUGGAUACCCCGCCGAGAGGACUGGAGAUAGAGUUCCUGAAAACUUGAGCUACUAUAAUCCACCCGCCAACGUGGAACCUCCACCCUACGAGCCAUCCGUCCAUGUCAGUCAGCCGCAAGGUCAGGCCCAGUCUCUCCAUCCAACAGAUCGGCAGAAUGGAGGGACCGAUGAAAGUCUCCAGGCGGACCGUGGAAUCGGGGGUUCUCUGGCCGGUGGUGCAGCAGGGUAUUAUUUCGGGUCGAAGAAGAAUCACGGUCUACUAGGAGCGAUUGGCGGCGCGGUAGCGGGUAAAUUUUUGGAACAUCAAUUCAAGAAUCGCAAGCAUGAGAAUGAGCAUGGGAGUGGUCAUCAUCACCAGUACGAGCAGGGUCGCGGUCGCGGACACCAUUCUGAAGAGGGCUACUAG
Messenger RNA from Penicillium oxalicum, 714 nucleotides. RefSeq lists its product as uncharacterized. NCBI's taxonomy places the organism in Eukaryota, Fungi, Ascomycota, Eurotiomycetes, Eurotiales, Aspergillaceae. Gene Ontology annotation, cellular component: outer membrane. The record is from RefSeq and is a predicted model, not a curated record. The transcript is spliced from 2 exons. Bases 1 to 714 code for a protein of 237 amino acids.